UCUGUAGUCUGUGACCACAGAUUAAUAGAUAUUCUGUGACUAUAACCUCAAAAUUUUAAACCAAAACCAAAUUAAUUUGUAACCAAAUAGAAAAAUAUUUGUUAUGUUUUGCCUGAAAUUGUGAAUGUAAUUCAGAAACAGUAUGCUUGGGUUACGUUCAACUUUAAAUAAAUUAUGCGUUGCUGGUUCAAGUGUAGUUUGCCAACAAACAAGGAAUACAUUCAUAUUAAAAAGAAAAUGGCAUCCACCACUUCAUAAGAAAAAUGGUAGACCAUCCAAGUUGAGAGCAAGACACUUUGUAUAUGAUUUAGUUGAAGACACCAACUUGGCCAAACAAUCUGACAUAAAAAUAAUUUUGAACCAAUUUGUGGAUGGUGUUGGCAAUGCUGGUGAUGUUUUAUCUCUGCGUCCCGUAAAUGCUUAUAAAAAUUUCCUUAUGCCGGGCCUAGCAAUAUAUGCUAGUCCUGAAAACUUGGCAAAGCAUAAAAUUGAUGAGAACAAACCUAAAGUUGAUUCAAAUUAUAGUUCACCAUAUGUUCAAAGGACAUUGGGAUGUUUAUCAAGAUUAGUAUUACAAAUAACUAUGAGCAAAACUCAACCAUGGACUCUAGAACCUUGGCAUGUCAGAACAUCUUUCCGGAAGGCAGGAUUUGUUGUACCAGAGCAUGCUAUAACCAUGCCUCCAGUCACAAUAAAAGGUCCAGACUUAACUUUGCAGGACAAGGAGUUUACAGUAACUGUUAAGGUAAACAAUAAAGAAGAAGUGGCUGUAAGAUGUAGAAUCCAUCACUGGGCAACUGGCUUAGAGAGACUGCCAUGGGUACCAUUCCAUUGGAAAGAACCAAAGGAACCUUUAAUUGCUGAGCAAGCUCCUAUUUUAGAAAGCCUUCCUUUGCCUAAGUAGUAAAAAAACAAUUAGUAAAUGUGUUGUUCAUUAUGUAGGUAUAUUGUAUUAUACAUGAAAUAAAACUGUAAUUUGUGAAGUAAACUUUAUUACAAUA
This is a messenger RNA of Bicyclus anynana (squinting bush brown), 1001 nucleotides long. RefSeq names its product 39S ribosomal protein L9, mitochondrial (gene mRpL9). Gene Ontology annotation, biological process: translation. Gene Ontology annotation, molecular function: structural constituent of ribosome. The transcript has 5 exons. Gene Ontology annotation, cellular component: mitochondrion; ribosome. Bases 143 to 904 code for a protein of 253 amino acids. The record is from RefSeq and is a predicted model, not a curated record. Lineage: Eukaryota; Metazoa; Arthropoda; Insecta; Lepidoptera; Nymphalidae.